AUGAGCUCAGUGUGCCAGCCUUGUCAGCAAUGGGAGGGCGUCAUGGCAUCCAUUUGUAAUGCUGAUGUCGCCCGCUUCGAAGAGAAGGAGAUGAUUUCCGAAGUCUUAUCCCCAGAGUACAAUGAACAGCCGCCCGGGGGCUUUGCGAAUGCAUGCGCCCGGGCUAGCAGCAGUCAGGUUUACGAGAUGCAGAUGCAGCCUGUCCUACCCCCUUCGGAGUCCCAGAGCCGGGAUAUGCCGAAAGCUCCUGCUAGGCCAAGCGAUGAAAAAGUGCAGGAGUUCGUCAGACAGUUUCAGCAAGUGGAAUCCAGACAAGCUUCCUCAAAGGAGGCUCUGGAACAGAUCUCCACCUUGGUGGAGGUCACUGUCGACAUGUUUGGCACUCUAAAUGGCGCUCUGAAUCAAAUGAAGACAGACAUCGGACAUUUACAUGCCAAUCUAUCUUCGUUGGAGACAAAGGUGAGUCAGACAUCUGUUCCAAGCACCUUGCCACUUCCGGCGUCUCAGGUUGCAGAGAAGUCGGCAGGUGAUGAUGUUGUGGAGACCUCGGGCAAGGAAGUCAGUCUAGAAGCUUGCUUCGGGGAUGAACCCGUGCAAUCUUUGCAGCUGUCUUUCACCAGUGAGCCUACCUUUGCUUCGACAACACCCGAUAGUGAUCGGCAAUCAGAGUUGACAUCCCUGGAUGUAUCCAAGAUCAGUGGCAAAAGUUCAACAGAGGGGCCCGCUCACCCGCAUCCCAACGAAGCGCUGGUGUCUUUGAUCAAUGUUGCCUUGAAGCACCCUGAUCUCUCGGGCGCCCCUUUGCUUCGCCAGUGGCAGUUCCAGCAGCAGAGGGUGAAAUCUCAGCGAGAGCUGAACGUGGACCUUGUUGCCAAGAAGUCCGUGCUUGCCGUACAGAAUCAGCAAUUUGCUGCACUGGUCCGCGUGGCCAUGCAUCAUGGGUCGCUGGAGGGCCGUGACCUACUGCACCAGUUUGAGUCAGAGCUCCACUUCGAGGUGCGAGUUUGUCUUCGAGUUGGGUUGUGUAAAAGGGACUCUUUGGGAGUGUGGUCACGUCGUUACAUCCUAGUUGUGCUUUGA
Molecule: messenger RNA, 1080 nt
Organism: Symbiodinium necroappetens
Lineage: Eukaryota; Dinophyceae; Suessiales; Symbiodiniaceae
Source: the annotation of a GenBank genome assembly